AAACUUGAUAAAGGAACCUAGUUUAUAAAUUCUAAUGUAGGAAAUUAUUUGAUAGUCGGAAAUAAUGUGGAUUUAUGCAGCAUUCGUAUUAUAUUCCCUAUCGCUAUCUUCAGGAAUUAAUGCCCAAAACGUGGUGUGUCCGGAUGACAUCACAAUGACGGUAGCGUCAGGGGAGGAUGAGAUAGCAGUAUCUUGGGCUGACCCAACACCGGAUGAUACACCGUUGAUGAUGGAGUCGUCACGUACCAACGGAUCAAUGUUUGGUGUAGGUAGACAUGCUGUGCUCUACACCGUCGAUUACACAGGCGGUGUCUCAGUGAUGUGUUUCUUCUAUGUCAUUAUCAGAGCCGAUGAUGGCAGGGCAGGACCCAACAUCAACCGAUGUCCAACCAGUCGCACUCCGCAGACCUAUGAAACAUUCAAUAAUGUGAACUGCAGUCUUCCGUUUGAUCCACCGUUUGUUAGUCAGACAAUGGUGACCUUCACCUCUACACACACUCCUCAAGAUACAUUCGAAGUGGGAACAUACCACGUGGUUUACACAUUCACCAACGUACAGGGUUUCGUAUCUGAAUGCGUAAUACCCAUAACUGUUACACAGGGAAGCGAUGUUUGUAGAUGUUUUCCCUGUCCAAACGGAGAGACUUGUAACCUCGUACAAGGUUCUACUGAUUCUUACACAUGCGUAAUGCAAGCUGGAGAUCUAGCUCCAUUUAUCCAGAAUUGUCCCGAGGACCUAGAGGUGAUUCUUCCGAACGGGAUGGUCUCAGUUAGCGUUGACUGGAUAGAGCCUACAGCAUCAGACGACGUCGAUGGCGUGCUCGAUCUCGUCACCAACUACAAUCCUCGAGAAUCCUUCACUCUAGGAAUAACACAGGUUGUGUACAAUGCCACAGACAGUCAACAACAGUCAACAUUUUGUGUGUUCAACGUCGAAGUAUCCCAAACAGCGGAUACAACUUCACCAGUCUUCGUGAACUGCCCUUCGACCGUGACCCACCAAUUGCCAAUCGGGGAGGAUACCGCUUCAGUAACAUGGACAGAACCAUCUGCAACGGACAACGAUGGUCAGGUUACGGUGGAUUCUACAAGAUCUCCGGGGGAUAAUUUCACUGUUGGGACAUCGCAUGUGGUCUAUACUGCAACCGACGAGGCUGGACUGCAAUCCACGUGCGACUUUAAUGUUAGGAUAAAAGCUACAGAGGAUCAUAUUCCACCAGUGGUAUCCGGCUGUCCAUUUGCUGCUGUAGCUGAAAUAAGUGGUACAUUCACAGUAGUCAGAUGGUCUAUUCCAACAUCUGCUGAUGGCAGCCUAGUCGAAUUACCGACUCUCGGCAGUCCUGGAGAUUUCUUUACACAGGGUGUACUUGGGCCUGAAUAUUAUAUUUUCAAUGACACCGCUGGGAACAUAGCCGCGUGUCCUCUGUAUAUUUUUGUCGUAGACCGUUCGGACACGGUGGGACCGACAGUGUCUUCCUGUCCUUCCGAUGUGACCGGUACUGUUGAACCGGGGAUCUUCACUAUGGCAGCAACCUGGACACCACCAUCCGCAACUGAUGACGUCACAUCCCAGGGUAAUAUAAUCCAGAUAGCUACGAACGACCCAGGAGAUUCUUUUGGAGUGGGUACAACUACUGUGACGUAUGUCUUUCUGGACGAGCAAGGGAACAAUGGGACAUGUCAAUUCAACGUUGUCGUAAUCCAAACCGAUGGAGACACCGUACCUCCUGUAUUUUCUGGAUGUCCACCUAACAUUGAUAUCUUAGCUCCUUUUGGCGCUACAUCUACCAGUGUGACAUGGACGGAACCCACGGCAAGUGAUAGCGGUUUUCAACUAACUGUUAGCUCUGAUAACAGCCCUGGUGCAAACUUUCCGAUUGGAGUCACAACUGUAACUUACACAGCUACGGAUAUGAGCGGACUGAACUCACAGUGUACUUUUAAUGUAAUUGUGCGUGCGGGAGUAGUCGAUAACAUAAGGCCAGUACUAACCUGUCCAUCCUUCACGCCGCAAAUAGUUGAACUUGGUACAGACACGGUGGAACUGUCUUUUAACGAUCCUGAAAUCAUGGAUGAAUCCAAUACGGCAACCCUAUCACAUCGAAGCCAUAACUUUCCUUUUAACUUCAGCGUCAGUGUAGCGACUAUCGUUGAAUUUGAGGCCAUGGAUCAAGCAGGAAACGUGGGAUCAUGUUCCUUCCUGGUUUUCUUCAGGGGAGCUGAUAGUACUCCGCCAACCGUUAUGUGUCCAGACCCAAUAAACCGCACAGUCGAGCUCGGACAGGGUGUCAUCAAUGUUUCUUUCCCGAACGCGAAUGCAACAGAUUUCAGUGUUGUCACCCUCGUGAGUCAGAGUCACACUUCGGGUGACGCCUUUUCUGUAGGCGAGACAAAUGUCACAUUCGUCUUCCAGGAUGAGGGCGCGAACAUCGGGGAAUGCAGUUUUCCAAUUUCCGUUGUUGCUGUCGAUACCACACCACCGGAAGUUAUAUGUCCUUCCAUUUUCUACGAGACGGUAGAACUCGGUCUUAACAGCACCACAAUAAUCUUUCCAAAUGACACGGCGACUGCAACAGACUUAUCGGGCAUGCCAUCUCUUUUCAGCAUCACACCACCGUCGGGAUCGGUAUUUGAUAUUGGACAAACCCUUGUUACCGUCGUUUUCACCGACAUGAGCAACAAUCUUGGCAAUUGUACAUUCACUGUCAAUGUUUCAAUGCAGGAUACUACUCCACCAAUGCUAAUAUGUCCAGAAACCAUCAUCCGGGAGACUGAAAUCGGUCAGGGACCAGUGAAUGUGUCCUUUGACGAUCCUGUCAUUUCCGAUGCGUCCAACACAGCAAUGAUAGUGUCACGAAGUCACAACUCGGGUGUCUUCUUUCCUGCUGGAGCGGUCACUCUGGUCAACUUCACCGCUGCUGAUGAGAGUGGAAACAACGCAUCAUGCUCCCUCGCCAUUUUCAUUAUGGAAGUUGAUAGGACUGACCCGGUGCUGUCCUGUCCAACCAACAUCAUAGAAGAGGUGGAGCUGGGAGUGUCGACUUUAACCAUUCCCUUCGACAACCCGACUAUCAUGGACGCGUCCAACACUGCAAUGAUUACAUCAUCGACCCAUACGUCUCCCUGGAUGUUCCCAGUAGGUGAAACAACCACUGUUACCUUUGAUGGCAGAGAUGAGAGUGGGAAUGAGGGCUCCUGCUCACUUAACGUCACUGUAAAUACAGUUGACUCAACCGACCCGUUCCUGGUGUGUCCCGCCGACGUCAACAUGACCAUUGAGUUAGGACCAACAGAAUAUGAGAUUCCUUUUCUUGACGCAAUCGUCGUUGACUUUGCAAUAACCACCCUAUCAUCAAGUCACACUCCUCCAGGCCCGUUUCCUGUAGGUUCCACAACUGUUGUAACAUUCACAGCCAUUGACCAGAGCGGAAAUCAGGGCAAUUGUUCGUUUAGCAUCGAUUUCAAUAUAGUUGACACAACAGGACCAACUGUCACAUGUCCACCUAGCGUCACAGAAAUAGUGGAGAGUGCCCAACCAGCAGUGGUCACCUUCGACAAUGCUACAGCCACUGACCUGUCCGGCGUCGUGAUAUUUGUUUCUCAAUCUGCCCAGUCCGGAGGUGUAUUUCCAUUCGGAUUGUCAACCGUGACUUUCACCUUCCAAGAUUCUUCUGGAAAUAAUGGCUCCUGUGAUAUAUCAAUCACCGUGGAUACGGACCAGUGUCUGAGUUCCCCAUGCAUAAAUGGAGUCUGCAUUGAUAGGGUCAACAGUUUCGAAUGCAUCUGCGAUCCCGGAUUUGAUGGACCUAUAUGUGACACCGCUGACAACACGCCACCUGUAGUGACCUGUCCGACAAACAUUGAGCAAACCGUCGAAUUGGGUCAACCAGGUCCAUUUCAAGUUACCUUUGACAACGCCACAGCUAUAGAUACGUCAGGCACUGUUGGUCUGCUUAAUAGGUCACAUGACUCCGGUGAGAACUUCCCCAUCGGUCAAACGGUUGUGACGUUUGUUUUCGGUGAUGUCAGUGGGAAUUUCAACAAUUGCAGUUUUCUUAUUACAAUCAAUGAAGUUGAUGAAACCCCACCAGUGCCCUCCUGCCAUGAUGACAUAGUCGACACGGUCGAGCCUGGUGUCCCCGGGAAGAGGGUGACCUUUGACCUUGUGAAUGCUACCGACAACUCAGGAUCAGCCACACUCGUGACGCACAGUCCCGUCUCAGGGUCUCUGUUUCCGGUGGGCUCUACGUCAGUGAUAUUCCUCUAUACAGACAUGGCUGGAAACCAAGCUUCAUGCUUCUUUUAUGUCAACAUCACGGAAGCCGACAAUUUACCGCCAGAGGCCAUUUGUCCUGAAAACGUUUCCGGCACUGCACAACCCGGUAGUAGCUACGCAGCGGUGGAUUUUACUCUUCCUGUGGCCACCGACAACUCGGGCAUGGCACGUCUUGUUAGCAUUUCUUCAGGGCCUGGGAGUAACUUCACCGUCGGCACAACCGUUGUAACGGCUACCUUCCAGGAUCCUGCGGGAAACAGCGAUUCGUGCUCUUUUGCUGUCGUCGUUGAUGGCGAAAACUCAACCGUCACCGUGAGCGAUCUUGGUAAUGAUUUCUUCGAACUGACGUGGACCAACGACAUCAGCAUGGACAUCAUCGCCUACACCAUUUUACUAGCAGAUACCGACGGUGCAGUGGUUGAGAGACGAAGCUUUGCGCCAUCAAUGACCAUGAUCAUUCAACGGUUUGAGCAGCUUACACCAGGAACGCAGUACACAAUAGAUGUUGAUGCUGUUAUCAGCUCUACUAUGGCAAUGGUUAACUUUGCCGCUUUGAGCGUUGUUACAAGACCAAAGACUGCAGUCAAUUUUACCGUGUAUGAACUAAGUGACUCCUCAUACUUCUUCCGUUGGGACCCUCCUGCCCUUCCCGACAACUUUUUCAUCGAGUACAUCUUGAGGUACAACAGUUCGAUCUCUUCAACCGAGAAAGUAAACCUUCUACCACCAAAACAGAGCCAUGGCAUGGGAGGACUAAUACCAGGAUCAUUCUAUGCCUUUGAAUUCUUCACCAGCAUCGGACCGACGCUGAGUACCCCUUCAGAUGUUUUGAGAGUUCCCCAAGGCACACAAGCUGUUAUGGCAUUUCGGGCUGUAACUGCACAGGAAAUGGAGGUAUCCGGUACUCCUCCUACUGACAUGACACGCAUUCAACUGUUCAGUGAUGACGGACUGGAGGAAUUCGAAAGGAUAGUAGAUCCUGGCAUCACAUCAUCGGUCUUUUCCAAUCUUCGCCCCGACACAAUAUACACAAUGAUUGUCAUAUCAGAUGAUGCAGUUGUUUCUUCAGAUACCCGAAGGACAAAUCUUCUUGAUGGAAUUUCUGCAACCAUGGUCACUUCCGACUCAGUUCAACUGACAUGGAAUGCAGUGGGAACGGCAACGUCUUACGAAAUUUCAUUCAUAAGUCAAGAUACGACGACUGCAGAACUUGAUAUGUCUAUCUCGGCGGGUCAGUCUAUGGCCUUAGUUCAGAAUCUACAACCUCAGACGCUGUACACCUUCUCUGUUGUUGCUGUCAAUGGGACAACACGAAAUAAUGUUGGUAGUGUGACUACUGCCACAGAAAACGCAAAUGAACCUCCCGUCUUGAGCAACUGCCCGAAUGACACAACCGCCGUACUGCCAGAUACAUCAUCGUUCGUGUCUGUGACGUGGACACCACCAACUGCAACAGAUGAUGAUGGGACGCCUACAGUGUCUUCCAUUCCUCAACAAGGCAGUCUCUUUGAAUAUGGGCUAACUUAUGUUACAUACACAGCUAUGGAUACUGAGGCUCUCACUGCCAAUUGCUCGUUCACUAUCAAUGUGACAGAUACAACACUUCCGGUUAUCAACAAUUGCCCUGGAACAGUACCUGCCUUGUUAAUACCAGGUGACAGUUUGGUUGAGGUGUUGUGGACAGAGCCAACGGAAGGAGACAAUUCAGGAUUCGUCACUUUGAUGUCAACACACAGCCCUGGUGCAGAAUUCCCUCUCGGAGAGACAACAGUUACCUACACCGCUGUGGACGCAGCAGGGAAUACCAUGACAUGCAUCUUCAACGUAUCGGUAACCCCAGGUAAGAAGCACUCAAAAUAAACGAGUCCGUAUUUUU
Lytechinus variegatus (green sea urchin) is the source of this 6152-nucleotide messenger RNA. Its product is annotated as hyalin-like. The record is from RefSeq and is a predicted model, not a curated record. Lineage: Eukaryota; Metazoa; Echinodermata; Echinoidea; Temnopleuroida; Toxopneustidae. Gene Ontology annotation, molecular function: protein binding; calcium ion binding. The transcript is spliced from 26 exons. The coding region runs from base 65 to 6136 and encodes 2023 amino acids.